UAAAAUUCGCAGACUAUAAAAGAGCCGAAAGCUAUUGGCUUUUAUGCUUCCCCUAUCUCUCUCUUGGCGGCUCUCACAAAAAUUUCGAAGCUUUAGCACCUCGAGCAAACCCUAGGUUAUUCUUUACAAUAUAUAUACAUAUAUAAUCUAGAUAUAUAGAGUGCUUUAUUUACUUAUUUAUUUUGUGGAAUAAAAAUUGGGCCUCCUCGAGCUCAGAGAAGGACUGUAAUGGAGGGCUCUGUAGGGCAAACGGCAGAGUUCACUUUGGCAUCAAUCUCUGAGCUCUCUUCGUCUUCGUCUUCUUCUGUUGCUUCAUCGUCGCCUGCGGCUGCUCGGUUUUAUACCGAUUCCGGCGUUGCUGAGCUUCGAUUUCAUCAGCAACCGGAAUCCGAUGGCUUUGUCAAUGUCGAUCUCCAAAGUGCUCAGCUGUUCAAGUUAGGCCCUGUGUACUCAGUUUGCAUAUCUGAAGGUUCUGAUACCGGCGAAGAGAAAUUGUAUUCGAAGGGAGUGAAUCUUCAAUUUAGGAAUGAGGCUGAGAGCAAAGCCUUCCAUUGUGUUUUUGAGAAACGGAAGAAGGAUCUUGCUGAGCAAGGAAACAGCUUACCAAAUGGAGAGCUAUCAACCUCCAAAAGCAAGUUUGAUGAAAAAAUAGAACCAUCUUCUGCUAAAAUGUAUUUCCAUUAUUAUGGACAACUGCUACAUCAGCAAAACAUGUUACAAGAUUAUGUUAGAACAGGAACAUAUUAUGCUGCAGUCAUCGAAAACCGUGCCGAUUUUACUGGUCGUGUGGUGGUUGAUGUUGGUGCUGGCAGUGGUAUUUUGUCAUUAUUUGCUGCUCAGGCUGGUGCAAAACAUGUUUAUGCUGUGGAAGCUUCUGAAAUGGCAGAAUAUGCGCGGAAACUAAUUGCUGGCAACCCAGCAUUGGGUCAACGGAUAACAGUAAUCAAAGGGAAAGUUGAGGACGUUGAAUUGCCUGAGAAAGCAGAUAUUCUUAUCUCUGAGCCAAUGGGCACAUUAUUAGUUAAUGAAAGGAUGUUAGAGACCUAUGUAAUUGCUAGAGAUCGGUUUCUUAUCUCAAAUGGAAAAAUGUUCCCUACAAUUGGAAGGAUACAUAUGGCACCUUUCAGUGAUGAAUACCUGUUUGUUGAAAUAGCAAAUAAGGCCCUCUUUUGGCAGCAGCAGAAUUACUAUGGUGUUAAUUUGACGCCCUUGCAUGAAUCUGCAUUCCAUGGAUAUUUUUCACAGCCUGUGGUAGAUGCUUUUGAUCCGAGAUUGUUGGUGUCUCCGUCGAUAUCUCAUGUGAUAGACUUCACCAAAAUAAAGGAAGAGGAGUUGUAUGAAAUUGAUAUACCAUUACGAUUCAUUGCCUCUGUGGGCACGAGAGUGCAUGGACUUGCUUGCUGGUUUGAUGUCCUGUUUAAUGGAAGUACUGUUCAAAGGUGGCUUACCACUGCCCCUGGUGCACCAACAACCCACUGGUACCAGUUACGUUGUGUUCUCUCUCAGCCACUUUAUAUUAUGGCUGGACAAGAAAUUACUGGUCGCCUCAGGAUGAUUGCUCAUGAUGCUCAAAGUUAUACAAUAUAUCUAACUUUAUCAGCCAAAAUGUGGGGACCUGCUGCUGAGCAAGGAGGAAUACUUCAAACAUCAUCAUGCAAACUUGACCUCAAAGAACCCUACUAUAGAAUGUCCCAACCACAACCCUAUGCAAUGGCCCAAGAUCAGCAACCACAUCAGCUGAUACAGACACAGGAUAUACCUAUCCAAUCACAGGAUUUAGAGGAACCUGAGUUAAUUCCGCAACCAUCUCCAAGUUCAGGCAUACAGCUGAACACAUUGAUAGAUAAUGCUUGAACUUGAGAAAGUAACUUAACAUGGCAAUCUGUUUGUAAUAUAGAACUUGCUAUAUAACUUAGCGAGUGCAAAGAGGUUCCUCAGUAAAACCCACUUUUCUUCUUCAUUAUUACUUCACACUCUGUCAGAUGGUCAGUUUCUCUGUAAUUAGUGUUGAACUUGUUUAUUUUGAGUGGUUGUGCAGCAGAUUCCGUACAAUGCUAUUUUGGUUUAACCACCCCGAAAAAAGAAGUUAGUUGUGGUGCAA
This is a messenger RNA of Ziziphus jujuba (common jujube), 2101 nucleotides long. Its product is annotated as probable histone-arginine methyltransferase 1.4. Gene Ontology annotation, biological process: peptidyl-arginine methylation. The transcript has 15 exons. Gene Ontology annotation, molecular function: protein-arginine N-methyltransferase activity. The coding region runs from base 229 to 1854 and encodes 541 amino acids. The record is from RefSeq and is a predicted model, not a curated record. NCBI's taxonomy places the organism in Eukaryota, Viridiplantae, Streptophyta, Magnoliopsida, Rosales, Rhamnaceae.